Molecule: messenger RNA, 1901 nt
Organism: Dendrobium catenatum
Lineage: Eukaryota; Viridiplantae; Streptophyta; Magnoliopsida; Asparagales; Orchidaceae
Exons: 5
Coding region: 478-1677 (399 amino acids)
Biological process (GO): base-excision repair
Molecular function (GO): DNA-3-methyladenine glycosylase activity
Source: RefSeq, a predicted model, not a curated record
CUCUCCUUUCUCACAGCUUCUCAUAAUCAUUCCACCGGACAUAUUUUCUCAUAAUCUUUCUAUCCCUUCCGCAUCUUCUCCAUCUAGCGUUUCGGAGGAUCUUGACAGAUUGCUCAUCGCCAGAUCUCUCCUUAGAUGGACUUCGUUCUUCUCCUGAUUGAUGCCUACUUGCCGCAGUAGACCAUCUAUCCUUGUCGUUUUCCAGGGCAGAGUUUUCUAGGGUUUUGUUGCGGUCUUCUACUCCAGCUCAUGGGCGUGACUUCAACGGAAAACGAGCAAAGUCAAGCCUUGAUGUUGGCGUUGCGUUCUUGCGUCAACAAUGUUACCAUAGAUCUCAGCUUUUUCAACACGGAGCAUUGGUAAACCCUAGUCUGCUAGGGAAGAUUUAAACCUGCUAUCUGGACUCAAGAAGCAGGGGCAUUAGAAGGUUUCUUUGAAUUUCAGUACUUGACUCUUAUUAGAGUAAAAUUUUUCGACAUGUCUGGAGCGCCCAAGGUCCGAUCCAUGAAUGUGGCAGAUUCAGAAGCUAGGCCAGUUCUCGGACCCGCUGGAAACAAGGCAAGGUCGACAUCAGCUGUGGCUCGCAAGGCGGGUUUGAAACCACUGAGAAAAAUAGAGGGAGAUGAGACUUUGUUAAAGGAAGAUAAAAAGGCGGCUCCUUUGGUUGUAGAUUCACAUCCUCUCUCGCCUCAAAUGAGUGCUCCGGCGGUUCUGAAGAGACAAGAACUACUACUGCGCUCUAAUUUUUCACUGAAUGCUUCUUGCUCUUCGGAUGCAUCAACAGAUUCAUUUUGCAGUAGAGCUUCGACUGGGAGAAUAGGAAGGGGGAGCUUUUCUGGCAGGAGAAGGCAGGGUUUUGCAAAGGCUGAGAAGAUUGUUGCGAAAUUGGAGAGGGUUGUACCUGACGGUGCUACGGUGCGGCCAGAGGAGAACUUGUUGGGGAAGAAGAGGUGUGCUUGGGUAACGCCAAAUAGUGAUCCCGCGUAUGUGGCAUUUCAUGAUGAAGAAUGGGGUGUUCCUGUUCAUGAUGAUGGGAAGCUUUUUGAAUUGCUUGUUCUAUCAGGUGCUUUAGCAGAACUCACUUGGCCGGUGAUUCUUAGCAAAAGGCACAUAUUUAGGGAAGUCUUCAUGGAAUUUGACCCCAUGUUGGUUUCAAAAAUCAAUGAGAAGAAGCUAACAGCUCCAGGAAGCCCUGCAAGUUCCCUUCUUUCAGAGCCAAAAUUGCGCGGGGUUGUCGAAAAUGCCCGAAUAAUUCUCAAGAUCAUAGAGGAGUUUGGAUCAUUUAACAAUUACUGCUGGGGCUUUGUGAACCAAAAACCAAUUACAAGCAGAUUCCGAUAUCCCCGUCAAGUACCGGUGAAGACGCCGAAGGCCGAUUCGAUCAGCAAGGACUUGGUUAGGAGGGGUUUCCGGUGCGUCGGGCCUACGGUCAUCUACUCCUUCAUGCAAACGGCAGGGAUGACCAAUGAUCAUCUCAUUGGCUGCUACCGGUUCGACGAAUGCUGUGCCGCCUUUAAUCCUGCUGACCAUGUUGCUUCCGGUUGCAUCAAUGGAGAAGAAGCUGAGGUGAAGGUAAAUGGUGAUAAGAAUGAAGAGAAGAGGAUUGAUGGUGAACUUGAUAUUGGAGGUAGUGGUUUGGAGUUUGUUAGGGUUAUUGAUUCUGUUAGUGUCUCGUAGCAGCUGAUUUGAAGGGAAAGGAAGGUGAAGGCAGCCAUGUGAGAUUGUUUUGAAUUUGUGUGCCAGCUUAGACUGGUUCUUAUGCCUCUGGGUUUUUAUGCUUUAAUUUGCAGGGAAAGAUAUGGUCAUCCUGUGUAUAAAUGUUGAAUUCUUGUGCAAUUUUAAGUUUGUAGAUUUUUUAACCAGUUCAGUUAAUUGCUAAGAAUCCAGAUGUGUUUUGGAGU